Molecule: messenger RNA, 406 nt
Organism: Paramecium pentaurelia
Lineage: Eukaryota; Ciliophora; Oligohymenophorea; Peniculida; Parameciidae
Source: the annotation of a GenBank genome assembly
AUGUCUAAUUCAUAGAGUGUGUAGAAUAGUUUUGAGGAAUUUGAAGAAGUUGAUUACUUUGAUAUUGAGAAUUAUUAAUAUAUUUCUUAGUUGAUAAAGAUGGAAGAAGAUUUUGAAAAAGAAUAAUUAGUAUAUAAUAUAUUUUAAUAAUUUUUAGUUCAUAAAUAGAUUAGAAUUAAAAUUAAAGUUAAUGAUCCCAUUUUUGUUAGAAUAAUUAAAUAAAGAUAAUUUACGAUAAUGCAUAUCAAAUCUAUCAAAAAUAAUAAAGAACAAAUAGUUAAAUGAUUAAUAUGUCAAGGUGAUAAGCAAUAUUAAAACAUAAUAUCAUCGUUUAACUUUGAAAUAAUGUAAACAAGAAAUAGCUUAAAUUCUCUUAUGGCUAUUAUUUGAAAUAGAGAAUUCUUGA